This is a messenger RNA of Aspergillus tanneri, 588 nucleotides long. RefSeq lists its product as uncharacterized. Lineage: Eukaryota; Fungi; Ascomycota; Eurotiomycetes; Eurotiales; Aspergillaceae. The record is from RefSeq and is a predicted model, not a curated record. The transcript is spliced from 2 exons. Bases 1 to 588 code for a protein of 195 amino acids.
AUGGAACCAUCUGGUUUGUUCUCGGACGUCUAUGGCGAAACCGACGAGGUUGCAGCUCGAUUUGAGGAAAGUGCCUCCACUAUCCUGUCUGCCCUUUCUGGAUGCCGUACUUCCCUGCAGCAAAUGCAAAAAAUGGUCUUUAUGUGGCACGAAGCAUAUAGGAACAUGGAAGAAAAAGCUUCACAGACAACCGAGGUUAACUACAAGCUGUGCUGCAAGAUCCGUGCCUUAGAGGAGUAUAUCGAAUCUCUCCAGUACCGGAUCUAUCACCCGACGGAGUGUAGCAUGAGUGACCAUGCCCUUGCCCGGUGGAGGGGCUACCUGGGAGACUCACAAGUCAGUGCUCAAUACCUGUAUGGCAGUCAGCGACUCAAGGAGUUGUUCAAUGAAUCAAGCCAGACCGUUGGUAUCGGGGACAGCAAAAUCUGUCUCCCUACCUUGUGCAACUUAUGCAGUCGAUUUCUCUCCAUGACUACCAACAAUGCCGAACUCGGCCGUCCUGGAUAUGUCUGUACAACACUGGCAACGGAACAUGAAAGCCAAAUGUCCCGGAAGAUGUUAAGGCUUUAUCUUCCUUCUGGUAGCUGA